This is a messenger RNA of Drosophila biarmipes, 1694 nucleotides long. It is a transcript of the gene shu, whose product is annotated as inactive peptidyl-prolyl cis-trans isomerase shutdown. Gene Ontology annotation, molecular function: peptidyl-prolyl cis-trans isomerase activity; protein binding. The record is from RefSeq and is a predicted model, not a curated record. The coding region runs from base 91 to 1446 and encodes 451 amino acids. NCBI's taxonomy places the organism in Eukaryota, Metazoa, Arthropoda, Insecta, Diptera, Drosophilidae. The transcript is spliced from 3 exons.
UCCAGCACUGCCUUCAUCCAAAAGAAAGCGCCAUUUCAGCGAUUUUCAUUCUACGCACUCUUUAUAAACUAUAAACGUGUUCUGUGAACUAUGGAGGAGUCUUAUCCCAUGGGGCCCCAGCUGCUCAAGGAGCCCGUCUCCUUUUCCGAACUCGUGGACAAUGGCAUUGAGUUCGAGGUGGACUUGGCGCAGCAUAAUGGGGCCAGCAAUGAUGUCGGUCUCGAGAGCGACAGCGACUACGAGGACGCCGAGGAUGUGGACAGCGAGGUGCUGCUUUCCCCAUGGACGCGGUCCUUCGAUGAGCUGCGUGAGCUGAUGAACAGGAUCGACGAGUUCAUGUACAAGAGGGUCACCCGCGAGGGUCACGUGGACCGGGAUCUGGUGCCGGAUAAGGCCAGGGUGUCGGUGCGUUACAGCUUCUACUGGGAGGGCAUGGGCGCUCCCUUCGACUCCUCCAUGCUGCGGGGCACCAAAUUCGAGUUCGAGACUGGUCAGAAAUCGGUGAUCAUGGGCCUGGAGGCCGCUGUGCUCACUAUGCGUCCCUACGAGCAGGCCGAGUUCAUCAUAUCCUACAAGAUGCUGUUCGGGGAGCUGGGUUGCCCGCCCAGGAUCAAGCCCAUGGCGGACGCGCUCUUAAAGGUGGAGGUCAUAGACUAUUCGCUUAUUGGAGAUGCCGAGGCCAUCGAUGGGAUCGCUAAGGAGGACCGCGACAAGUUCUGCGUGGUGUAUCCGAAGGCGCAGGACAUGCACCUGCAUGGAAAGGAUUGCGUUAGGCGCGGGCGCUAUCGCGAUGCGGCGUCUACGUUUGAACGGGCUAUCAAUUCCCUGAACUACUGCCGUUUGGCCAAUGACGAGGAGGAGCGCAGGCAAACUGAUCUGUUGAUUACCCUAAACCAAAAUCUGAUGAUCGUUUACAACAAGCUUAACAAGCCGCAGCGCGCCUGCAUCAUGAUGAAGUCUCUGCGGCGCCUGACCAACAACAAUCCAUCCUGCAAGGCGCUCUUCCUGGAGGGACGCGCCCUAGCUGCUUUGGGCGAGUACGACCGGGCCCGAGAGGCCUUCCUGCAGGCGCAGGCGAAGCAGCCGGAGAACAAGGAGAUCAGCGAUGAAAUCAUUAGAAUGAACAAGAGAAUCAGCCAGUACAAGCAGGCUAGUCGUGAGCUUUGGUCGCGGGCUUUCGCGGCAAAGAACAAAGAAACUGCUGCUCCAAAAACAGCAGCUCAGCAGGAAAAGGAAGCCAAUGAUAAACUUUUCAAGGAAGAACUCGAAGAAGUGAUCAAGGAUUUCGAGAGCUCUGACGAGCCAUCGAUUUGCUUUUCCCGUACAUGUUUUUCGGACGCCCAGUUUGAAACGGUUUGCAAUUUGGCCAAAGAUCACAAUUUGAAGCUAACUUUGUCUUCCGUUCACGGGGAUGCCUUGACUUUGUCUAAGGUGGAAGUCAAGUAGGGCUAAAGUUACUAAACAGUAUUAGAAACGAUAUUUCAUAACCAAAUCGAAAAAAUCAAAACGUUCCAAAUAUGAAGGUAAUUUCGACCAAAGAACUUUGAAACUAUUACCUGCAGCUUUAUAACAUUUUCUUCAAAAGAAAGAAGGAUCUUAAAAGUAUAUUUUAUUAAAGUGCCAAAGCUUUAAUUACGGAAAGGGAAUAAAAAAUUCCGUAAAUAUUUUUUGUUAUUACCACAAUAAACACGACU